Molecule: messenger RNA, 1107 nt
Organism: Penicillium roqueforti
Lineage: Eukaryota; Fungi; Ascomycota; Eurotiomycetes; Eurotiales; Aspergillaceae
Exons: 1
Coding region: 1-1107 (368 amino acids)
Biological process (GO): nucleoside metabolic process
Molecular function (GO): catalytic activity
Source: RefSeq, a predicted model, not a curated record
AUGACCGUGGGAAGAAUAGACCAUGACUCGCUUCUGGCAGGCGAAAAUCUGAUGCACGAAACUCUUCAGACAUACGUUGAUGGCAAGAUCCACCCGUUGAUCAAGACCCGUGUCUGGCCUCACAUUGUAGUCUGUGGCCAUUAUGACCGAAACGGCCCCAAUGUACAUAUUUCGCCCACUGAGAAACGAGAAAAACGUUUCAACUGGCAUCGACCAACAGCAGUGAUCAUCGACGACUCGACUCUGGAGGUUAGGUGUUUUCCGGGGCGAGACUACGUCCUGCAUUACGCCCUCCUAGUCGCUUAUUAUCUCAACCUAAACUCGAUUAAUGCGCCUACAUCAGUGAUACAAUAUCGACUCCCUUCUUCGGAAGAUUGCCUGGAUCUUCUCUCGAAAUCGAAUUUACGGUUUAUGUGUCCUGUUGAUACUGUCAUCCUAGGGUAUGUUGAUCAACUGGUCACCAAUCAUGAUUACCCCUGGGAGACAGGGACACAUGAGCCGAAUCAGUUAUUUGCGUGGAAGCACUUCCGUCGAGCUGACGGGAGUAUCAUCGCUUUUGUCGGAAGCAUGAUGAGCCUCUGGGGUGAUAUCAUCGGAAAUGUUGUUCGCACAAUGCAAGACCAGAACAAUAUAUCCAGCGUUCUAUAUGUGGGAAAGGCUGGUUCAUUACGAACACAAGAUAUUCCAAACCAGGCCCUCGUUACUGGUGAAACAAGUCUCCUCAACAACAAAACUCUCUCUUGGAAAAGUCCACUCACGGCCACCCUAUCAGCAGGGCAUAUGGCCCACAUUUGCCAGGGGAUUCAUGUUACCGUUCCAAGCCCAUUGGUUGAGAAUGAGGAUUGGCUGGCCAAGAAUAAGCAUAGAGCGGACUGGGUCGACUGCGAGGUCGGUUACCUGGCACAAGCCUGCCAGGAACACAAUAUUUUAUUCGGGUAUUUACACUUCAUCUCAGACAACGUGGCACAAAAAUACCAUUACAAUCUUGCAACAGAGCGUCAAGAUGCUGUUAUAAGUGCACGGAAGGGCAUUUGGUGUGAAAUCCGGCGGGUCCUUGCCCUUCAUCUAGGUAUAAAGGAUUUGGAGGAGGGAUUUUGUAAAAUAUAG